Molecule: messenger RNA, 872 nt
Organism: Pistacia vera
Lineage: Eukaryota; Viridiplantae; Streptophyta; Magnoliopsida; Sapindales; Anacardiaceae
Product: transmembrane protein 205-like
Exons: 3
Coding region: 58-699 (213 amino acids)
Source: RefSeq, a predicted model, not a curated record
AACCUAGCAGUUUCUUCUUCAAGCGUUGUUCUUCUUCUUCCGGCACAGAGAGAGGUAAUGGCUUGGUUAACACGAUUCCUAGGGGCAGUGGCUUUCUUAGCCAUCGGAGUUAUAUUUUCUCCGGAAACAUUUGGAUCGAAUUCGAAGGGUUUGAAUUCCCCGAAGCUAUCGACGCUCCUUAAGCUGGCUCAUCUACUCUGUUUCUCCACCGCUUGGGGUGCGGCUCUUUGGGUCACCUUUAUCGGCGGCAUCAUUAUGUUCAAGAAUCUACCGAGGCAUCAGUUUGGUAACCUACAAAGCAAAAUGUUUCCGGCUUAUUUUUCCAUGGUGGGAUUGUGUUGCGCUAUAUCAGUGGCGUCAUUUGCGUAUUUACAUCCAUGGAAGUCAUCCUCCACUAAUGAAAAGUAUCAGCUCGGAUUUCUACUCUCUGCUUUUGCUUUCAAUCUCACCAAUUUGUUUGUAUUUACUCCCAUGACCAUUGAGAUGAUGAAGCAAAGGCACAAAGUGGAGAGGGAAGAAAACAUAGGGGAUGAAGUUGGGUGGACUAAAAACAGGGAAGUUGCAAAGGUUAAUCCAAAGCUUGCAGCCAUGAACAAGAAGUUCGGGAUGAUUCAUGGGUUAUCAUCCCUCGCUAAUAUUAUGUCAUUUGGCAGCCUUGCUAUGCACUCAUGGUACUUAGCUGGUAAGAUCGAUCUGUAAUUGAGGUCUUUUGGCAUUUGCAGGGAAAGUUGUAUUCUGGUUAUAGAUUAAAUUAAUGAAACGAGGACUGUUUGUGCUCUCUCAGGUUUGUACAAGAUAUGUGUAAUUCACCUAUAUAUCAACUUAAAUAAUAAGUCUUUCUCGUUACUUCAAAAUAAAAUUUGAUAGAAUUA